Symbiodinium necroappetens is the source of this 4296-nucleotide messenger RNA. The record is from the annotation of a GenBank genome assembly. NCBI's taxonomy places the organism in Eukaryota, Dinophyceae, Suessiales, Symbiodiniaceae.
AUGUUGCGCCUUGUGUCGUGUUCGUUGGUGUGCUCUGUGGCAGCUUUCGUAGUUAAGGACGGCUCGUCUUUGCGAGGCAUGCAGGCGGGCUCCUCCAACAUGGAUGCAGUCGGAAAUGCCACCGUACUUUCUGUGGAGGAGGGCGCUGCCGAGGGCUUGGAAUGCCACUACUUCUACGACCAAUCAGAUUGUCACAUCAAGGAUCUCGGCAAACUGACUCCUGGAAAUCGCGUCGUCGUGCCGAAGAUCUGGAUGGUAAACGGCAAGUUCCCUGAGGUGAAGCAGGGCAAUCACUUUUGCAUCAGGAAGCGCCUUCGCUUCUUGCUAUGUCAACGCACCUCUAGCGAGGUGCUCCAUCAUGCAGAGCGUGAGUUGGCCGCCAAUACACAAGCUCAAAAUGCUGCCAACUCUAUGUCAGGAAUAGGUGGAAACGGAGGUGGUCCGCCUGAUGACGAUGAUCCCGACGGAGAUGAUGACGAUAGUGCCGUUGUGGCCGCCUCUGAUCGACCAGACGAGUGUGGAAGGCAUAUCCUGUUGAUGCUUGACGCCUACCUUGUCAGCCGAGUGCUCCUGCCCCUGGCAGUGGAAGGGAGUCAAGCGGUGAAAGGUUCGGCGUCGCGAGCCGAUGCACUCGCGUUCUGGAAGGAUACGCCGAGCUUUGACGAUUCGUGUUGCGAUCCACCAUGGAAGGAAGACAUCAACGUGUUGAAGGUACUUUCUCCUGUGGAAGAUAGGAUCCUGCUGCAGAGCCUGAUAAUCAAUAUCAUGCUGAUGAUGAACAGGUGGUUGAUCCAGAUGACCCCUCCUGCCGUUUGUCAGAGUUUUCAGCGUGUUGCAGUAGAGCUGUCUGCCAAGCGUCGCCGCAUGAACAUUCCAAAGCUUCCUUGGGAGACGGGUCCCAUGAGCUUGAUCUUUUCGAGGAGUGCUUUUGAGCCGGCUGAGGCCGAGGUGGAGAGCUUGAGCGCGGUGCCGUUGAGAGCCGAGGGCCUGGAGGUCGGCAAAGGUAUGUUCUUGCCAAGCAUGAAAUCCGAUGGUUCAGGCCACGUUGCACAGGUGGCCGCAUCUUACAAGACAAAAGGUUUGCAAUCACCCACUCUGGCAGAUCAUCCAGUGGCAUCUUUGGAGGUGGGAGACACGGGUAACCAUGGCUUGCCCGCUGCCAAGACCUACGUUCAAGCCGAAGGCCACUUAUCCGUCACCGCAGGAGCCCAGAUUCUUUUGAUGUGGGUCGCCGGGCUACUGCUGAAGCUGCGGGCACACUGCAUAGCAGAGCAGACCCUCUCGUUAGAUUUCUGGCGUGGGCGGGCCGACACACGUGAUCACAGUGCCCAGGUUUACAGUAGAGAUGCGGUCUCCUCCUCGGUACGUGUUCUCGAGGAGGUGCUGGCCUCUAUCAGGAGCCGUGAAUUUGUUCCGGACAGUACGCGGUCUGGAUACUUUCCAAGGGCUGAUGAUCCUCGGGCCGAUUACGAUGUUGAAGGCUCUGGUUCUGAAGCUUCUCUCGAUGAGGCUGAUUGUCAGGACCUUGAGAAGGCCUUGGAUGAGGUCGUAGACCAAUGGGCUGAGGAGGCCCCUAAGCGGGAGCUCAAGGCCGAGUUGCUUGUUCGCAAUCGGGCUUCGCGCAUGUUGCACCUGCUCGCUGAUGAGAGCGGCAACGUUUUGACGUGUGGUCGCAUGUGUACCAAGAAUUAUGACAAGGUGGCGGCGAAGCCUGCCUUCAUGUAUCCUAUGUGCACUCGUUGCUUCAGUGCAGUGCAAGUGGCUGAAGCUGGUGAUGGACGGUGUGCCUCUCGUGGCCCCGGCCGUGAGAGUCCCAUCGAAUCGGUGGGCAGGCUGGCUCAAGUUAGCACCAUGAGUAUCACUGAGAGUGAGGCCAAGUUCAGUGCCCGGGCCCAGAAGCUCGGUUUGAAGAAUGAUGCCGUUCAGUUGUUGGCAGACGGUGGCGUCAACGCACUGGCGAAGUUUGCGUAUGUCAGCAGCUUCAUACCUGGGCAGAGCGAUGAAGUUCAACGGUACCCAGGUCUGACCAUCGCUGGCCCGAAUGAACCCAGCGACCGAUCGGUGGACGAUGAGACUAGGAACUCGCGUGAUAAAGAGGAUCGCACACUUACUGUUGACAACAGCGGGAAUGUGCGCAUUAAGAACGCUGACAUAAAAGGCGCGGACUUGCUAUGGAACAAGCGGGACUUCGUUAUUUUCAAGAGCAUGAGAAGUGGGCUGAUAGACUCUUGCAUUCCCGGUAUCGUGAUGUUGCUCAUUUGUUGGCUCCUUUGGCACAGGUCGAGCCAACCGCUGCCGAAAACAUUGAAGUAUGUUCUAGUGGUGACGAGGGUUCCAAUCUUGAACUCGAGGGCUCGGCGGAGGUUUUCGGUUGAGGCCCCAGGUGGCCAGUCUUGGUUUGAUGUCGGAGGCGCCUUGUCCAUUGCCACCCGCGAGUGGUCUGACCGCUCUUCUGCCAGCGAGUUGCUGCGAUGGUGGGCAAAGCCGCUGGUUUUGCCCCCUCUUUCCUCUCCGCUUCAAGACGUCCCGCCGCCUGUGGCUCAGCAACGCAGAGGCAAGAUUGGAUCUAGCCUGUUGCAAGAGUUCGGGCAUGUCUGUCGUGUUACAGUCAGCGCCGUCCCGACCGUCGAUCACAAAAAUUGUUUGACCUCUCCCCUAGGAGAUGCUCCCGUGGGCUCCAAGCUCAUUGCUACUAGUGUUUCGGGGGAGUCGGGCAGCAUUGAGCUUACUCUUGGCAUUUAUGCCACUCCUGACGAAUUUCUUGACCGUGCUCGAAAUUUGAGGCAUCCGUUUGAGUCCUUUGCCGUUGUGCCUGACCUGGACAAGCGCAAGCUGCAUGAGGCAUUGACGAAAGGACCUGAGUGGAUCGUGGCCACUCUCACGAAGUGGCUGCAGUGGGCUUGUGAACUUGAGGACACUUGCAAAGGAUUCCCGUUGGUGGGGGUGGAGAAGCCCACCGGAGUGUUCAAGCGUGUCCGGUCUGAGGGUGUUGGCGAGCAUUCUGCCGAAGUGUGGGAUAAGUUGUGCACAUUUGACCUCAAGAAUGCCUACCGCCAGAUUGCUCUCAAUCCGUUGAGCCGUGCUUACUCAAUUGUCGCUUUGCUUGACCCGACCAGUGGUGAUUUGGGACUGUUUGAAGGUAAGGCUUUGCCGUUUGGCAGCACGGCUUCGGUGCUGCAUUUUAACCGCCUGUCGCGGCUGUUGUGGAGAGUGGGCCUAGAGGUCCACCCGUUCUGGGCUAAUUUCGUGGAUGAUUAUCCGGUCAUGAGCCCGGAGUGUCUAUCGCAUUCCACUAUGAACACUAUGAUGAUCUUAUCGUCAGUACUGGGUUUUGGUGCCUCGCUUGACAAGUUGAAUCCCUUUGCUGGGGUUGCGACAAUGCUUGGAGUCGAGGUGGACUUGAAUGAGGCCUCGGCAGGGUGCAUCCACAUAAGGAACAAGGAAGGUCGUGCCAGUGACGUUUGCAGCGUCAUUCGUGAUUGCAUCGAAGUUGGUCACAUCAUGCGCGACUUUGCCAAAGUGGCAGGGCGAGUGCAGUUCUCGGAUGCUCAAGUCAUGGGCAGGACCACGAAUGCCACUGCCAUCGACCUUUCACGACGUGCGGCGCCUUGGGCCGAGCCUUAUCGGCGUCGCCCGGCUGAUCCUCCGGUGCUCGGUGUGUUCUUCAACACCCAUGGCGUUUCUGAUCGCGAAGUCCGAGCUCGAAAAGUCACCGUUAACUUCUUCGAGCAAUUGCAGUGCACCGGUCAGCUCAUCAUCAAAAAGGAGGGCCAGUACAACUUCUUUCUCAGUUCAGACGACGGCUCCAAAAUGAACGACAAGCAGGUUGUGGACAACGACGGCUGCCAUGGGGACCGUGAGCGCGGGAGCAGCAAGGCAAAGUACACUGCUGGUGCGCACAAGUUGGUGGUGGAUAUGUGCGAGCGGGGUGGCGGAGAGGUCUUGAAGAUGCGGUACAAGGGACCUGACACAGGCAAUUCCAAGAAGGCAGUUCCCAAGUCGGCGCUGCGCCUCCCUAUGCAGAAGUGCAAGGGAACUUUAUUAGACAAGCCGAAAGACGACGUGGCUUGCGACAAGAUCAAGGACAAGAGCAAAUGCAAAGACCGCUACGAACGGGUGGCCCAAACUGACACUUACCUCCAAUGCGCUCCGACGGAUGCUUCUCAGGAGGUGAACGGGCUCAUCAAUUGCCUCGCACAGGCUGCUGACCACAUUGCCGCAAUGCUUUCAGGUUUUGGAGCCCAGUGCGUUCGGUUUGCUUCCGACCAGGCGCUCAAACACUACCAGGCAGAGUGA